AGAUGUAUCAAUUGAAGAAACUGUAAAAGCAGCUGAAUUUUUUCUAUCUGAUGGAGUAAUUUUAACCGGUACUUCAACAGGAAAUCCAGCCAGUAUCACAGAACUUCACAAAGCAAAACUGCAUGCAAAAGGACCAGUCAUUAUUGGAUCAGGAAUCACAUCUGAGAAUCUGCACGACUAUAUAGCAGCUGACGCUUUAAUUGUAGGAUCAUAUUUCAAAAGAAAUGGAAACUGGGAAGAGGAACUGGACUUCAACAAAGUGAAGCUUUUUAUGGAGACAGUGAAAAAAGAGAGGGGAAAAUGAAGAAAAGAAAUGUAACAUCUUACUGAUUUUAUUUUCACUUAUGUAAAAAAUAAACAAUAUGCUUUAAAAAAA
Molecule: messenger RNA, 376 nt
Organism: Gryllus bimaculatus (two-spotted cricket)
Lineage: Eukaryota; Metazoa; Arthropoda; Insecta; Orthoptera; Gryllidae
Source: the annotation of a GenBank genome assembly